Molecule: messenger RNA, 1725 nt
Organism: Moneuplotes crassus
Lineage: Eukaryota; Ciliophora; Spirotrichea; Euplotida; Euplotidae
Source: the annotation of a GenBank genome assembly
AUGUAUUUUCUUCUUCUUCAAUUUUUUCUAAACUCAGCAUUGCGAAACCAAAUAUUUGUACUCAAUUAUGAAGAAAAUUUUCUGAAUUCUUUAACAAAAUUAACUUCAUUUCUUAAUGAAUUAUAGGCCUCAAAAGAAGGAACAAAAUGAAGAAAAUGAGCUGAUCAAGAGAGGAUGCAUAUGAGGAUAGACAGAGGAUAGGAGAAGAAAAGAUGCUUUCAGUGCCUAAAAUGAUGAAAUUGAGGAAAUUUAAUGAAAAUUUAUUGGGAUUAUCAAAAACAGUUAGUACUAAAAUAGCUGUACAUAAUCCAUUUAUGGGUGAUAAAGAGAAGAAGUCAAAUUUGAUUUUUCAGAUUGAGGCUAAACUUCAAGAGUUAAAGAAUUAUAUUACUCAGAAGAUUGAUGAAAAGAAUAGCAUUGUUGAAAAGCCAAAAUAUCUCAGAGAUAUCUUGAAAUAACAUGAAAAAGCCUUCUAUUAAGCGAUCUAGAGGGAAAUCGUGCGAGAGUACCACAGAGAAAAUUGCACAUAAGACUCUUCUCAGCAUGCUUGACAUAAGCCUAGUAAAGUCUAAUCUUUUGCUAAUUCAAGACCUAUCAAAGUCAAGUAAUAUACAAGAUAUUGUUUUCUAUACUGCUAAAAUGAGGGCAGACUUCCUCAUCAGCAGGGGUUAUUCAGAAUUUAACAUUGCUUUCAAGAUAUAUAAUGGCCUUCGGAUCUACAGUGUCAUGAUAGACUGAAUCAAAUAAGCAACUGAUUAUGUAUGAACAAUGCGGGUAUAUGAACAGGCUCCGGAAGAAUCACAAAAUCGCAAUAGAAAUGUUCAAGAGAAUGCUCCAGAGCGCCUGGAUUCUGAAGAAGACCCAGGAAGAGCUAAAGGCGUACCAUCAUCUUAGUCUUGAAUAUUAUUACCUAGAAGAGUUGAAUAAGAGCAGAUAUUAUCUAGAGAAAUAUCUUAAAGGAAAUAUUGAGAAAGACAAUAGUAUUAUCAAGCAGAUUUAUCUUCAAGAAUAUAAAAUCAAAUAAGGUCAAAUACCAUGUUCCUCAAGAUCUUGAUGUGCAGGAACUCAAAGAUGAUAUUUUAAAGAAUUCUCUAACCUCACCUAGCGAGGGGAGGCAUAAGAUAGACAAGAAAGCAAAUGAUUAUUCCAUUAAUCAUUCUCAAUCUCAGGCCUACACUGAUUCAUGUAGUUCUCCGGUUGGAGUCACAAGGAAAUAUAAGUUCCUUAAUAUAAAAUCUAUUUGUGCAAGGUCAGAUCUUGGAAAGAAAGAUCAAUCUAAACGAAGAUUCUUUUCAAGACCUCCAAAAGUAACUGUUAAGAAUAACACUGAGUAUUUCCUUGAUGAGAAAAAGAAGAAUCAGAAGAAGGCAAACAAGAAUAUUUAUUCCAGGAAAAUAAUGAACGCCAGGACAAAGUCAUUUCAUGAUAUUGUACAGCAAGCAGCGUCAAGGAGCCAUCUGUCUCCAGACAAAAGUGAUAGGGCUGAAACCAGGGCUGACUUUGUGAGCAACUGGACUCACGACUCAACAAUGAGAACGAAAUUCACUCAGGAUGGAAUCAAAGAGCUGCUUGCUAAUAUAGAGUUCUUAUUCGAUAUUCUCCAAGCAGAAAAGAUGAAACUGAAGGAGAGAUUAUUAAUCAACAUCAAAGGCCCUCAAAAAGAUGACAAAAAUACUUAACUCAGCCUAGUGUGGGUAUUGGGGCAUCCUCAAUUUUCGAAAAAUU